AUGGUUUGCCUCUCACAGGAGCUGAGUGUAGAGGAGUUUGUGGAGCGGUUUGAGCGCCCGCGCCUGCCCGUAGUCAUCACCGGGCUGUGCGACAGGUGGCGAGCAGCCAAGGACUGGAAUGAGGACACCCUGCUGCAGCGAUACGGGGACCACAAGUUCAAGGUGGGCAGCGAUGACGACGGCUACGCUGUGCGAAUGAAGCUGAAGCAUUACUUAUCCUAUGUGCACGACCGCGAGCAUGCGCCGGCCGAUGACUCGCCGCUCUACAUUUUUGACGGCACGUUCGCCGACCGCCGGGGAAGCCGGGGGCUGCGGCGCGAGUACGAGGUCCCCCACUACUUCCAGGAGGACCUCAUGCGCCUUGCGGGGGACAAGCGGCGGCCACCCUACAGGUGGCUGGUGAUGGGCCCUGGGCGCAGCGGCUCUGGGCUGCACAUCGACCCGCUGGCGACCUCGGCCUGGAACGCCCUCGUGCAGGGGCACAAGCGCUGGGCGCUGUUCCCUCCAGGCACUCCGCGGCACGUGGUGCUACCGAGGGAGAAGGGGCUGGAGCGGGAGGCUGUCAGCUGGUUCACUGUCAUGUACCCGCGCACUCAGGCGCCCGACUGGCCCACUGCGCGGCCCAUCAACAUCAUCCAGGGGCCCGGGGAGACGGUGUAUGUGCCAGGCGGCUGGUGGCACACGGUGCUCAACCUGGACCUGACCAUCGCCGUGACGCACAACUACUGCAGUAGCGCAACCUUCCCCGCCAUCUGGGCGCACACUCGCCGCGGCCGCCCCAAGAUGAGCGCGUGCUGGCUCGCCCAGAUCCGCAAGGAGCGCCCCGACCUGGCGGUGAUAGCGGAUGAGUUGGCGCAGAGGGGCGAGGACGAGGACGGCACCAGCUCAUCUUCCAGCAGUUCCUCAUCUUCGUCAUCUUCCUCCAGCAGCAGUGAGAGCAGCUCCUCGCGCUCAGGGCCAGUGGAUAGAUGCCACAGUGACAGAGCGCAGAUUGUGUAG
Molecule: messenger RNA, 999 nt
Organism: Coccomyxa subellipsoidea C-169
Lineage: Eukaryota; Viridiplantae; Chlorophyta; Trebouxiophyceae; Coccomyxaceae
Product: Clavaminate synthase-like protein
Exons: 7
Coding region: 1-999 (332 amino acids)
Biological process (GO): phagocytosis
Cellular component (GO): cytoplasm; nucleus
Molecular function (GO): histone H4R3 demethylase activity; P-TEFb complex binding
Source: RefSeq, a predicted model, not a curated record